This is a messenger RNA of Oncorhynchus kisutch (coho salmon), 6362 nucleotides long. Its product is annotated as receptor-type tyrosine-protein phosphatase U-like. Gene Ontology annotation, cellular component: membrane. Gene Ontology annotation, molecular function: protein tyrosine phosphatase activity; protein binding. The record is from RefSeq and is a predicted model, not a curated record. Gene Ontology annotation, biological process: protein dephosphorylation. NCBI's taxonomy places the organism in Eukaryota, Metazoa, Chordata, Actinopteri, Salmoniformes, Salmonidae.
GGGGGCACUCGCUUCAGGAAGGAAAUCAGCUAUCAAUGGGAUCGAGCAGACAACUUUGUUACAGUCCCGCCGGAGUCACUCAUUACAAGGAUUUCUGAUAACGCGAGCUGGACUAAAACGUUAAAAUGUAUACCGGAGUGUUUCUACUGAUGCUGGUCGUCGGGCUCUACGCUGAUACUAUGGACCAAGGGCCAACAGCUGGCUGUACCUUUGACGAAGACUCUGACCCUGGACUGUGUGAGUACAAGCAGGGACAGGAGGACGACUUUGACUGGCAGCUGAUGAGGACAUACAACUGGCCACACAGCACCCCAGACCUGCUACGAGGGUCGUUCAUGAUGGUGAACUCGUCCCAGCAUGCAGUGGGGCAGCGGGCCCACCUUCUCCUCCGUUCGCUGAGUGAGAACGACACGCACUGCAUCCAAUUCAGCUACUUCCUGUACAGCCGCGACGGCCAUUCCCCCGGGGACCUGCAGCUCUACAUCCGGGUCAACGGGGGGCCGCGGGGAAGCGCCGUCUGGAACGUCUCCGGGUCACAUGGACGCCAGUGGCACCAGGUGGAGCUAGCCGUCAGCACAUUCUGGCCCAGCGAAUACCAGGUGGUGUUUGAAGCAUCCGUCUCGGCAGAACGGCGAGGCUACAUUGCCAUUGAUGACAUCCUGCUUCUCAACUACCCCUGCUACAAGGUUCCCCACUUCUCUCGGCUGGGGGAUGUGGAGGUCAAUGCAGGGCAGAAUGCCACCUUCCAGUGUGUCGCCACAGGCAAAACUACAGAGACAGAACCCUUCCUACUGGAGCGUCGUAACGGUGUGGUUGUGGCUGCGUCCUCUAUCCAGCGUCUGAGCCACAAGCGUCUGAUGGCCACCUUCCAGGUGGCGGCUGAGAGAGGGGAGCAGGACCUGUAUCGUUGCGUCACAGAGUCCACCCGCGGAGCUGCUGUGUCUAACUUUGCCGAGCUCAUCGUCAGAGUGCCCCCCACCCCCAUCGCUCCACCCCAGCUGCUCCGGGCUGGCCCCACCUACCUGAUCAUCCAACUCAACACAAACUCCAUCGUGGGGGACGGCCCCGUGAUCCGUCGCGAGAUCGAGUACCGCGCCAGCCAAUCACCAUGGUCGGAGACACAUGGCGUGGGCUCGCUCACUUAUAAGGUGUGGCAUCUGGAGCCGGACACAGAGUACCGUAUCAGUGUUUUACUGACCCGGCCAGGGGAGGGAGGCACAGGGGCGCCUGGACCCCCCCUGGUCAGCAGGACCAAGUGUGCAGAGCCCAUGCGUGCGUUGCGAGGCCUCACAGCGACAGAGAUUCAGCCUCGUCAACUAACCUUACAGUGGGAACCGCUGGGCUACAACCUGACGCGCUGCCAUACCUACUCUGUCUCUCUCUGCUACCGCUACUCCACGCCUGCAGGGGGCAGCGCAGGGAACAACGCCACAGUGAGGGAGUGUCUCUCUGUGGAGAGGAACCAAUCACACUUCACCCUGAGGGACCUGCCCCCGUUCCGAUCCGUCCACGUCCGACUGGCUCUGGACAACCCAGAAGGCAAGAAGGAGAGCAGAGAGGUCACCUUUCAAACUGAGGAGGACAUUCCUGGUGGCGUUGCCCCAGAGUCACUGACCUUCACUCCAUUGGACGAUAUGAUCUUUCUGAAAUGGGAGGAGCCUGUGGAGCCCAAUGGGGUAAUCACACAGUAUGAGAUCAGUUAUCAGGGCAUCGAGUCAUCUGACCCAGGUAUCAACGUACCAGGCCCUCGCCGUACCGUUUCCAAACUGAGGAACGAAACAUACCACAUGUUCUCUGGCCUACACCCCGGCACCACCUACCUGGUGUCUGUUAGAGCUCGCACCGCCAAGGGCUUCGGACAGACCGCCCUCACUGAGAUCACCACCAACAUCUCCGCCCCAGUGUUUGACUAUGAGGAUGUCCCAGCCCCACUCAGUGAGUCAGAGAGCACCAUCACGGUGCUGUUGAGACCAGCGCUGGGCAGAGGAGCACCAGUCAGUGCGUACCAGGUGGUGGUUGUAGAAGAGGACGGUUCCAGGCGGGUCAGGAGGAGCAGGAGGAGGAGGAGGGAGCUGGGUAGCGGGUCAGACUGUUUCCCUGUGCCAGCGUCCCAGGUGGAGGCUCAGUCUAAGUCCCACUACUACACGGCUGAGCUUCCCCCCUCCAGUCUCCCUGAGGCCACUCCGUUCACCGUAGGGGACAACCACACCUAUAACGGCUACUGGAACACUCCCCUGGACCCCUCCAAGAACUACCUGGUCUUCUUCCAGGCUAUAAGCAACUUCAGAGGGGAGACGAGAAUGAACUGCAUCCGGAUUGCCCGUAAAGGUGCCUGUAAGGACCAUAAGAGGACCCUGGAGGUGUCCCAACAUGCAGAGGACAUGGGUCUGAUCUUGGGGGCCUGUGCUGGGGGACUGGUGGUCCUUAUUCUGCUGCUGGGGGCCAUCGUCAUCGUCGUCAAGAAGGGAAGGGACUUCUAUUCUUACUCUUACUACCCCAGGAAGAAUGUAGCGCUGAACAAGGCAGCCAUGUCGUACCGUCAGGAGAAGACCAGGAAGCUAGGUUCUUUGGACUGCAGCAUGACAGAGCAGAGCACCUUGCAGCAGGACGAGCGCACCGCUAACUCCUUCAUGGACGCCCAUGCCUGCAACACACGGAACGAACAGAGGAGUUCAGUGAACGAGUCCAGCAGCCUGUUGGGUGGUUCCCCUCGACGCCACUGUCGAAGGAAGAGCUCUCCGUACCACACGGGUCAACUUCACCCCGCGGUCAGGGUGGCAGACCUCCUCCAACACAUCAACCAGAUGAAGACUGGGGAGGGAUACGGAUUCAAACAGGAGUAUGAGAGCUUCUUUGAUGGAUGGGAUGUCACCAAGAAGAAGGACAAGACUAAAGGGAGACAUGACAGUUUGCUGGGGCAUGAUCGUCAUCGAGUCAAGCUGCACUCCCUCCUAGCAGACCCCAACUCUGACUAUGUCAAUGCCAACUACAUAGACAUCCGGAUAAACAGGGAAGGGUACCAGCGAUCAAACCACUUCAUAGCCACCCAAGGUCCCAAGCAGGAGAUGAUCUACGACUUCUGGAGGAUGGUGUGGCAGGAGAACUGCUUCAGUAUUGUCAUGAUCACUAAACUGGUCGAAGUGGGCAGGAUGAAGUGCUGUAAGUACUGGCCCGAGGACAGUGAACUCUAUGGAGACAUCAAGAUCACACUGCUGAAAACGGAAACACUGGCCGAGUACACCGUCCGCACCUUUGCUAUGGAGCGGAGGGGCUACCCAGCCAAACAUGAGGUGUGUCAGUUUCACUUCACCUCCUGGCCAGAGCAUGGUGUUCCCUACCAUGCCACAGGCCUGCUGGCCUUCCUACGACGGGUCAAGGCUUCCACACCCCCCGACGCUGGGCCUGUGGUUGUCCACUGCAGUAUGGGAGCAGGCAGAACAGGCUGCUACAUCGUGCUGGACGUCAUGCUGGAUAUGGCAGAGUGUGAGGGAGUGGUGGACAUCUACAACUGUGUCAAGACCCUUUGCUCCCGACGCAUCAACAUGAUACAGACAGAGGAGCAGUAUGUGUUCAUCCACGAUGCCAUUCUGGAGGCCUGUCUGUGUGGAGAGACAGCUAUACCAGUUAUUGAGUUUGCUCUGACCUAUAAGGAGAUGCUGAGGGUUGACUCACAGAGCAACACCUCCCAGCUACGAGAGGAGUUCCAGACUUUGAACUCUGUGACCCCUCACCUGGACGUGGAGGAGUGCAGCGUGUCCCUGCUGCCUAGGAACCGUGAGAAGAACCGUAGCAUGGACGUCCUGCCUCCAGACCGCGCCCUGGCCUUCCUGGUUACCACCGAGGGCGUUGCCGAGGGGAACAGCUACAUCAACGCUGCUCUCACCGACAGCUUUCACCGGCCCGCCGCCUUCGUGGUAACGCCACACCCGUUACCGGGAACCACAGCAGACUUCUGGAGGCUGGUCUAUGACUAUGGAUGUACCUCAGUGGUGAUGCUCAACCAGAUCAACCAGUCCAACUCUGCCUGGCCGUGUCUACAGUACUGGCCAGAGCCUGGGCUGCAGCAGUUUGGACCAAUGACAGUGGAGCUUCUGUCCAUGAUGGCUGAUGAUGACGUCAUAAUCCGUCUGUUCCGGGUUCAGAACAUCAUGCGGCUCCAGGAAGGUCAGCUGGUGGUUCGUCAUUUCCAGUUCCUGCGCUGGUCUCCAUACCGUGACGUGCCAGACUCUAAGAAGGCUUUCCUCAGCCUCCUGGCCCAGGUCCACAACUGGCAGAGGGAGUGUGGAGAGGGACGUACCAUCGUCCACUGUCUAAACGGUGGCGGUAGGAGCGGUACAUUCUGCGCUUGUACCAUGCUGCUAGAGAUGAUCCGUCAUCACAGCGUGGUGGAUGUCUUCUACGCUGCCAAGACGCUACGCAACUCCAAACCCAACAUGGUGGAGACCAUGGAGCAGUACCGGUUCUGCUAUGACCUGGCCUUGGAGUACCUGGACGCCUUGGACUGCCUGAGUGAGAUAGAAGUGAGAUAGCACUGAUCCCAGAUCAGCUCAGGCUCAGGGGAGAUGGAGUGGAGUCCUGGGCCUAGCCUGGAUCUCAGCCUGGGUCCACAUCACCUGGGCCUCCCAGCCUGGUCCUUGCCUGAGUUUACAGCCUGGGCCUGAGUCUGGGUCCACACUGCUCUGCUUCUCUCUCUACACUUCUACGUCUAGUACUGUAUUUUCAGACCUGCUCGACCCCAGAAGGAGUGUAGGGAUAGAGGCCUGGGCCUCACCACUCCGUCUUGGGUCUCCCCUUGGGUCUACAGCCUUGGUCUAGCCUGGUUUCUGCUCUGUUCCGCUUCCUUCUCUUCUCCUCUCCCAGGUCUGGGUGAUUCAAUGUAUCUGCUGCCAUAACUGACCUGGGCAAAAGAAAACAAUGAGAGCGAAGGAGAGGGAGACAGAGAGAGAUGAUGGGACAUGCUCCUACCUUCUACCUGUUAUAUACUGUACUGUUGUCCUUUCCCUUGCAUUUGUAUCCCUCUGUAAGUUACUCUUUGUUCUGUGCCACAUACUAUCUGCCAAACCCAAGGAAGAGGACAAGGAAAUGGGCAGGAUCAUUCUCUUCUCAUUGGACGUUUUUCUGGUCACUUGACCACUGGUGGUAUACUCAAAGGUCUCUGCAACUUCCUGCCUUAUUUUACUAUGUCAAUGACAACAACAAUUACAACAACAAAAAAUACAAAGUAGAAGCUGAAGUUUAACAACAAGACAAUGACAUCACAUACAACUGCCUGCAAAUAAAACAUGUCAACUAUUGGGUGAUCUUGUGUGUUUGUUUUGUAAUACGUGCAAUGAUCUUGUAUAUUAUGCAAUGAUCUACUGUUGGUGAACAUCCGAUGUUGUUACUGUACACUGGUGUUUUCUCUGGUGAGGCUGGAAUGGCAGAGAAUACGUUUACAAAGAGAAUGGCACUGAAUUUAUGUUGGGUGCGUCUAUCCUAUGGUCAUAUUGUACAGAAAGGUUCCUAUCUUGUCUAUUAUUUAUUGUUUGUGUAAAUAGAUUGUUUUCCAGAUGUUUAUCGAUGUUUGUCGUAUUAACUCUGUGCCAAUCCAUUAUCUUUGUGUUUAUGAACAACAUGGUCUCAUUAGAAUAUGUCAAAAUAGUGACGUUUAAUCAUUGUAGUUAUAUGCCACCCAGUUUGACAUAUUACUUUUAUGUCACGUCUGGUGACAUAUUACUUUUAUGUUACUUUUGGUGGCAUAUUACUCCAUAAUGUAAUGAAAUAUGUCUAUAAAUGACAUUGGAGUUAUACAGUACUGUAUGUCACCCAAUUUGACAUAUUACUUAUAUGUCAUUUCUGGUGACUUAUAGCUUUAUAUUUGUAAUGAGUUAUGUCUGCUAUAAAUGAGGACCACUUGAGAACCUGCAUGCCAGUCAGUCGUUAGUGUUUCCAUUGCAGUUUGUGACCCAGUCUGCUUCGGGGGACCGCCCCCACUGCUACCAGAGACUGGGGUUGCAAAAUUCCCAUAGCUUUCCCAAAAUUCCCAGGUUUUCCAGAAAUUCCCAGUUGGUGCAUUGCCUGACUAACGAACCGAAAAGCAAAGAGGGAAUCCUCUAACUGGGAAACCUCAACCUGGGAAUCUUACAACCUGGAACUUUUGAGGAAGUUACCCAAUUUUGCAACCCUACACAAGAACACCUAUAUUCAGAGAGAUCAAUGUAAAAAAAAAGAACAUGAUGUGUCUCUAGUUGUGGGAACAAAGGUGAUCAGUUUGCCGAAACUAGUUGCUUUUUAAAUUUGUAUUUAUUCAUUCAAUGUGUUUUAUUUUCUAAAGAGUGUAUAAAUGAAAAUAAAUCAACUAUUACGAUGUUGCUAAUAUCAUA